This is a messenger RNA of Cordyceps fumosorosea ARSEF 2679, 597 nucleotides long. Its product is annotated as Mog1/PsbP/DUF1795, alpha/beta/alpha sandwich. Gene Ontology annotation, cellular component: nucleus. NCBI's taxonomy places the organism in Eukaryota, Fungi, Ascomycota, Sordariomycetes, Hypocreales, Cordycipitaceae. Gene Ontology annotation, biological process: protein import into nucleus. The transcript is spliced from 3 exons. Gene Ontology annotation, molecular function: guanyl-nucleotide exchange factor activity; small GTPase binding. The coding region runs from base 1 to 597 and encodes 198 amino acids. The record is from RefSeq and is a predicted model, not a curated record.
AUGCCAAACUUCCUGAGCACGUCGCUAUACGGCGGCGCUGUGGUUUGCGAUCUCCCCGAGAAGUUCGCAGAUGUCAGUAAACUGCGACAGGUCCCGGAUAACCAAGAAGUGUGGAUCGAUGAGGAUGGCUUCACCAGCAUAAUUUUCGACAUAACUGAGCGUGUAGGAGAGUCGGGUAGGGGAGAUGAGAUCGACGGCCGUGCUAUUUCGACCCAUCUAGAAGAGCUAGUCGGAUCCGACAUCAAAAGCGUCAAGAUCUGGAACACUGCCGUCACUGAGUUCAGUCGCCUAGAGUCUAAAUACCCGGCCUAUACUCUUAUCGCGACGCAGACACCCAAAUCGAGCCAGUCCAGAGACGGGUCGUCGUCUCCCGAUUUCACGGCGAUAAUUAUGACCCUUCUGCGAGUCGAGAAAUACAAGACAGAUAUCCUAAUCACAAUAAAUGUGCCCCAUAUUAAAGGGGAGUACAACGAAGAAGACGUGGAUCUAGAGCUAGGCAGACAAGGCAAGCUCAUAGGUGACGCCGUCGAAUAUUCCGCACGCAUCUGGAAGUCAUUCAAUAUCAAGGACUGGGGUCUCUUCGUUAUUGAUAAGUAG